CGUCAUCAGACCGCGCAGUGUUAUUGUUGUCGCCGUAGUUGAAGUUCAGCAGCAGUAGCAGUAGCAGGAGGAAUGAAGACAAAAGUGAAUAAACUUUUGAUUUAACGGAGCAGCUGCUGACGGUUUCGACUCGCAGAAUCUCAGGAUGCAGCUCACAGAAUGAGUCGUGAUGAAGAGACCAAAGCUGGCCACAGUGUUUAUUUUUGGGGGCUGCCUGCUCGCCUACCUGAUGUUUGUGAAGCAUCACUAUGCCACACAGCCCGAAACCUACAGACUUCCCCCCCGCCACCGGACCGCUACCCCCGGACCCAGCUUCCAGUACGGCAUCAUGUUCGAUGCUGGGAGCACUGGAACCAGGAUCCACAUCUUCAAGUUCCAGAUGGAGAACCAAGAAGCUCCCAAACUGGCCCACGAGACCUUCAGAGCCAUCAAACCUGGACUGUCUGCGUACGCUGACGAGCCACAGAAGUGCACAGCGGGAAUCGUGGAGCUUCUGGAGGUGGCAAAAUCCAGCAUCCCCCUCUCCAUCUGGAACGCCACCCCCGUGGUCCUGAAGGCCACUGCCGGCCUCCGCCUGCUGCCGGGAGACAAGGCCAAACACCUGCUGGACACGGUGAGGGCGCUGUUUGUGGAGUCUCCCUUCCUGUCCAGAGACGACAGCGUGUCAAUCAUGGACGGCACUGAUGAAGGGAUUUCUGCCUGGAUCACCGUCAACUUCCUCACUGGUGAUCUCCACAGCUCUGACUCGCCCACUGUAGGGAUGUUGGAUUUGGGGGGGGGGUCGACUCAGAUCACCUUUAGCCCUCAGGACGAGAAAACCAUCCAGACCUCACCCAUCGACUACAUCAGGUCCUUCCAGAUGUUCAACAACACACACACUGUCUACACUCACAGUUAUCUGGGUCUGGGUCUGAUGUCGGCUCGGCUCGCUGUCUUAGGAGGGGUCGACGCUUCCCCCCUAGAGGGCAGCACUGAGCUGGUCAGCCCGUGCCUUGCUCCAGAGUCGUCGGGCAGCUGGGAGCAUGCUGACGUCGUCUACACUGUGAGGGGACAGAAAGCAGGGGAGCCUGUGUACGAGGCCUGUCUGACCAAAGUGGAGAAGGUUCUGUACAGGAAGGUGUUUAUGGCGUCCGAGGUCGUAGACGUGGACUUCUACGCCUUCUCGUACUACUACGACCGCGCCGUGGACCUCGGCCUCAUCGAGGAGAAGACGGGAGGAACCGUUCUAGUGGCUGAUUACAUUGAUGCAUCUAAAAGAGUGUGCGCUGGUGAGUCCCCGAGUCCUCUGCAGAGUCCCCAGAGUCCCUUCCUGUGUCUGGACCUGGUCUACAUCUCAGUCCUGCUGCAGGAGCUCGGCUUCCCCCCACACAAACAGCUCAGGCUUGCGAGGACCAUCAACCAGGUGGAGACCAGCUGGGCGCUCGGAGCAUCGUUUCAUUACCUCGAGUCCCUGAACAGACACUGAAGCUUUUAUUGUGAAAAACCUCACGAUGUUCUGAGGAGCUUCUGGACUUCCUGAAGACAAAACCUCAGUGGAGCCCGACAACUGCUGGGGAAAAGCUGCUCUCCUAUUGGCUGGUCCCAGGUUAAGAAAGAAAGAAUAUUGUAGAUAAAAGAAAGGGAGCACAUGGAAAUAAAUAAUGUAACCGAGACACACACACAGACGCACACACACACACACACACACACACACACACA
Perca flavescens (yellow perch) is the source of this 1698-nucleotide messenger RNA. It is a transcript of the gene entpd6, whose product is annotated as ectonucleoside triphosphate diphosphohydrolase 6. The transcript is spliced from 14 exons. Bases 170 to 1465 code for a protein of 431 amino acids. The record is from RefSeq and is a predicted model, not a curated record. Gene Ontology annotation, cellular component: Golgi apparatus. Lineage: Eukaryota; Metazoa; Chordata; Actinopteri; Perciformes; Percidae. Gene Ontology annotation, molecular function: hydrolase activity.